AUGUCAAUCAUGAAUGAGCUUGAAGAAAAAGGAGAAACACCAACGAAAGUGCUUGACGCUAUAGAAAUCCACCAAAAAGCAUUGGACGACCUUGUCAAUGUGAAUUCUCUCUUCACAAUAGCUGUGUUUGUGGGCCUAUCCCUAGCUCAUCCCGGCGAGAAAAGCCUCGAAAACCUAACGGAUUGUGACGCAGACCCAGACGUAGCCAAGCGGCUUAUCGUGUCCGAAGUCAUAGCAUUUGCUUUCUUCCUACUGUCCAGCCUCGUAGCCAAGACCCUAAAGAUCCAUCUCAACGUAUACCGCCUAAGGGGUUUGAAGAAAAUUAAGUUCAAGAUUAUCAGAGGAGGCAUGUUGUUGCUAUCGGCAUGGGGGUGGAUUCUUGGGUGUAUGUUCUUGACGAUAUCAAUGGUAGAUGUGAUACAAGUAAAGGUAGGGAAGCUGUCCGGUGGGAGUGUUUAUGCUUUUCGUGCUGCAGGAUUGCUGAUUGCUAUAGUUCUUCUGGCUUUAAGCAUUUACGUGCCCUUUAUGAUGCAUGCCAUAUAUAUCUCCAUGAAACGUAUUGAAUGA
Molecule: messenger RNA, 567 nt
Organism: Dovyalis caffra
Lineage: Eukaryota; Viridiplantae; Streptophyta; Magnoliopsida; Malpighiales; Salicaceae
Source: the annotation of a GenBank genome assembly